Molecule: messenger RNA, 4395 nt
Organism: Platichthys flesus (European flounder)
Lineage: Eukaryota; Metazoa; Chordata; Actinopteri; Pleuronectiformes; Pleuronectidae
Gene: atp2c1
Product: ATPase secretory pathway Ca2+ transporting 1
Exons: 26
Coding region: 38-2932 (964 amino acids)
Biological process (GO): intracellular calcium ion homeostasis; calcium ion transmembrane transport; manganese ion transport
Cellular component (GO): plasma membrane; Golgi membrane; endoplasmic reticulum
Molecular function (GO): ATP binding; P-type calcium transporter activity; ATP hydrolysis activity
Source: RefSeq, a predicted model, not a curated record
UGACGCGCUGGACGCGCUCGCUGGGAUUUCACGGAAGAUGCUGAAGAAACGGGAGCCGCUGCUUUCCGAGAGACGACCCUCCAGUGAAGAUGAGAACAUGGUCCCGGUACUAACCUCCAAAAAGGCCAGUGAACUCCCGGUCAACGAAGUCGUGUGUGUCCUGCAGGCCGACCUGCAGUCGGGUCUGACCCGGGAGGAGGUGAACCGCAGGAGGGCGUACCAUGGCUGGAACGAGUUCGACAUCGGUGAAGAGGAGCCACUAUGGAAGAAGUACAUCUUACAGUUCAAAGACCCUCUCAUUCUGCUGCUGCUGGCGUCGGCCGUCAUCAGCGUUCUCAUGCACCAGUUUGACGACGCCAUCAGCAUCACUGUGGCCAUCAUCAUAGUCGUGACAGUUGCCUUUGUCCAGGAGUAUCGCUCAGAGAAAUCUCUAGAGGAGCUCGGGAAGCUGGUUCCUCCAGGAUGUCACUGUAUCAGGGAUGGGAACCUGGAGCAGCUGCUGGCCAGAGAGCUGGUUCCUGGAGACACCGUGUGUCUGUCGGUGGGAGAGAGGGUCCCAGCAGACCUCCGCCUCUUUGAGGCGAGCGACCUGUCUGUGGACGAGUCCAGUCUGACGGGCGAGACCAGCCCCUGCUCCAAAUCCACCUCCCACCAGCUGCCAGCCACCAAUGGAGACAUCGCCUCCCGCAGCAACGUCGCCUUCAUGGGGACGCUGGUGCGAUGUGGCAAAGCCAAGGGCAUCGUCAUAGGAACCGGGGAGAGCUCAGAGUUUGGGGAAGUUUUCAAGAUGAUGCAAGCAGAAGAGGCUCCUAAAACUCCGCUGCAGAAGAGCAUGGACCUUCUGGGGAAGCAGCUCUCUCUUUAUUCCUUUGGCAUCAUAGGGGUCAUCAUGCUGGUGGGGUGGCUGCAGGGGAAGAGGAUCCUCGACAUGUUCACCAUCGGUGUCAGUCUGGCGGUAGCUGCCAUCCCAGAGGGUCUGCCCAUCGUGGUGACGGUGACGCUGGCGCUCGGUGUGAUGCGCAUGGUGAAGAAAAGGGCCAUCAUCAAGAAGCUGCCCAUCGUAGAAACUCUGGGCUGCUGCAACGUGAUCUGCUCCGACAAGACGGGAACUCUGACCAAGAACGAGAUGACCGUCACUCAGCUGUACACGUCAGACGGGCUCCACGCCGAGGUGACGGGCGUCGGCUACAACAGAGAAGGAGAAGUGAUUGUGGACGGAGAGAUCAUCCACGGCUUCUCCUGCCCGUCCAUAAGUAAGAUCGUGGAGGUCGGCUGUGUGUGCAACGACUCCGUGAUCAGGAAUCACACUCUGCUGGGACGGCCGACUGAGGGAGCGCUCAUCGCCCUCGCCAUGAAGAUGGGGCUGGAGAGCUUGCAGAAGGAGUACGUCCGCCUGGAGGAGCAUCCCUUCACCUCGGAGCAGAAGUGGAUGGCUGUCCGCUGUGUCCCCCGCAGCCAGCAGGACAGGCCUGGAGUCUACUUGGUGAAGGGGGCGUACGAGCAGGUGAUUCGAUUCUGCAGCUCCUACAGCAGCAGAGGAACCAGCCUUCCCCUCACCCACCAGCAGAGGGAGCUGUACCAGCAGCAGAUCAGCUACAUGGGCUCGGCCAGCCUGCGAGUGCUGGCGUUUGCGUCCGGUGCAGAGAUGGGGAACCUGACCUUCCUGGGUCUGGUGGGCAUCAUCGACCCUCCGAGGUCAGGGGUCAAAGAGGCCGUGGCCACGCUCAUCAGCUCCGGUGUGGCCAUCAAGAUGAUCACUGGAGACUCACAGGAGACGGCCGUGUCCAUAGCGAGUCGUCUCGGUCUUUUCUCUAAAGGUUCCCAGAGUCUGUCUGGAGAAGAAGUCGAUCAUCUGGACCUGCAGCAGCUUUCACACAUCGUGCCCAGAAUCGCUGUGUUUUAUCGAGCCAGUCCGAGACACAAGCUGAAGAUCGUCAAGUCACUCCAGAACCUCGGCGCCGUGGUGGCCAUGACGGGCGACGGCGUGAACGACGCCGUGGCUCUGAAGGCGGCCGACAUCGGCAUCGCGAUGGGCCAGACGGGAACCGACGUGUGCAAGGAGGCGGCCGAUAUGAUCCUGGUGGACGACGACUUCCAGACCAUCAUGUCGGCCAUCGAGGAAGGAAAAGGAAUUUAUAACAACAUCAAAAACUUUGUCCGUUUUCAGCUGAGCACGAGCAUUGCUGCUCUGACGCUCAUCUCUCUGGCGACACUGAUGAACUUCCCCAACCCUCUGAACGCGAUGCAGAUCCUGUGGAUCAACAUCAUCAUGGACGGACCUCCUGCUCAGAGGUACAGGAGCAUCAUGGGAACUGUAGUGCACAGACAUGCAGUUUGUAGAUUAAUCUUUCUUAGGCUGAUUGCAGGAGGUCCUACACGUCCAAACUUUUCAGGUUGUUACAAACUGUGGGUGUGUCUCCUCAGUUUGGGGGUGGAGCCUGUCGACCCGGAGGUGAUCAGAAAACCUCCUCGUAACGUUCGAGACAGCAUCAUCGACCGAGGUCUGAUCGUCAAAGUCCUGGUGUCUGCGUUCAUCAUCGUCUGUGGGACACUGUUCGUCUUCUGGAGAGAGUUGCAGGACAACGUGAUCACUCCUCGAGACACAACCAUGACCUUCACCUGCUUCGUCUUCUUCGACAUGUUCAACGCUCUGAGCUCGCGCUCACAGACUCGUAUGGUCCAUGAGAUGGGUCUGUGCAGCAACAGGACCUUCUGCUACGCCGUGCUGGCGUCCAUCAUGGGGCAGCUGCUGGUCAUCUACUUCCCUCCGCUGCAGAACGUCUUCCAGACCGAGAGCCUCAGCUUCUUUGACCUGCUGUUCCUGGUGAGUCUCACCUCGUCGGUGUGCGUCGUGUCAGAGGCCAUUAAGAAGCUGGAGAGGUGGAGGGGCGUUCAGAGGAGCCCCCCCACUGACUGUUUCCACGAGGUAUGACCCCCCCCCCCCCCUCACUGCAGUCGGGCCGUGUGACUCUGAUGUCUGGAGGACGAAGAGGAGGCGGGUUUUAGGAUCUCACUGACUCGUUCAGACUGAAAGGACUUGUGGGACCCUCCUGUGAGACCCUGGGACUCUGGUCUGGGACCCGAGGAGACGGACUGAGGUCAGAUGGAAAACUUGAAUUAAAGGUGGGAGGACAAGAUGGCUGCCGGUGUCCUGACUCUGUGCUCAGUGUAUUUAUUACCACGGCCCCUCGCUGUAGAUCCCUGUCAAGGUCAAAGGCCACGGACCACCGCCCACAUCCUCCCGCCGGGAACUGGCUCUUGAUUUUGGACGUACGUUAGAAACCCCUCUGAUGAAUCAAAUACUAAAGACGUGUGCAACUGUUUGUGUUCUGUCCUUUUGAAUUGAUCGUCUAGAAGGAGGCGUCGACCACGUCUGGACUGUGGGUGGAGGUGUGACGGUGCAAAACCAGUUUGAUGCUCACGCUUCAUGAUCGAUUCCCUUCACAGUGAAAGUGCUAAAGAGAAACAGUGAAGACGUUUCUCACCUGAGAUUUGAAAAAUUAAGAAAAUGUAUUCUUAAAACCUGAUUUUAAUUUGUUUUCUUUAUAAACUUCAAUAUAUUUGUGAUUAAUAAGUUUGGGGAACAAAAAUAUAAUAACAUCAAAUUGAUUAUUAAUGAACCUUAUUCUCAUUUUAAGACAUGAAAUAUUGAUGUUUGCUUUAUAUCAUCAUUCAGAUUCUGUCGUGACUGUAACUCACAGAACACACGUGUUCGUUCCGGGGAGUAAAGCAACGUUACACCUCCACCUCCUGCUUUCUUUCAAAUGUCAUGCUUCCUCUUCCACUGGUUUACUGGUAAAUUCAAAACUCUGCUGCUGAUUGAAGGUGGAAGGAGAAAAAUUCAUUUUCUAACCUGAGUUUUCCGUGAACGUGACGUCUUCGGUCCCGUCUCAUCUUGUGCCUUAGAGAAGUCGUUCAUCGUCUGUCUCCGUGGACGCCCUUUACUCUCUGAUGGUGUCUCUGUUCAAUCGUGAUUCACUUUUAGAUUCUCCCGAAGGUUUAAGCUACAAUAAUUUGACUUUUCAUUUCUGGUAAAAUUGAUUUUUUUAUUCAGAAUUUUCUUCCACCUUCGAUCACUGUCGGAGAGUCGCAGUGCUUUCUGGGAAACGUGGUUUACUUUGCUGUCUCUCUGUUGAAAGUUGAUUUUAAAAUACUUGUAUUUAAUUUAUUUCCAAAAGGCACAUGUGGGCUGUUUUAAAUCACUCUGCUGCUGUUUCCAGCAUCAAAUCCUCUUUUUGUCGUAUUGUUCACGACUCGGUUUCCACAUGAAAUUAAAGAUGAUUUAUCUGAAAUAACAGCAGAGUCCAUUUUUCUUUCAAGUUUUCAUUUCUCAUGUCAGUAAAUUAAUGAGAUUAUAUGUUGGCAGAGAUAUUAAAGAGUUUUUUUACAACGUGA